Molecule: messenger RNA, 4992 nt
Organism: Bufo gargarizans (Asiatic toad)
Lineage: Eukaryota; Metazoa; Chordata; Amphibia; Anura; Bufonidae
Product: mucin-2-like
Exons: 4
Source: RefSeq, a predicted model, not a curated record
ACAACUGAACCUCCCACAACUACUACAUCUACAACAACUGAACCUCCUACAACAACUACAUCAACCAUUACCACUGAAUCGCCCACAACUACUACAUCUCCAACAACUGAACCUCCCACAACCACCACAUCUCUAACAACUGAAUCUCCCACAACCACCACAUCUCCAACAACUGAAUCUCCCACAACACCUACAUCACCGACCACAACUGAACCUCCCACAACUACUACAUCUACAACAACUGAACCUCCUACAACAACUACAACAACUACAUCAACCAUUACCACUGAACCUCCCACAACCACCACAUCUCUAACAACUGAAUCUCCCACAACCACCACAUCUCCAACAACUGAAUCUCCCACAACAACUACAUCACCGACCACAACUGAACCUCCCACAACUACUACAUCUACAACAACUGAACCUCCAACAACAACUACAACAACCAUUACCACUGAAUCUCCCACAACCACCACAUCUCCAACAACUGAACCUCCCACAACCACCACAUCUCCAACAACUGAAUCUCCCACAACAACUACAUCACCGACCACAACUGAACCUCCCACAACUAUUACAUCUACAACAACUGAACCUCCCACAACCACCACAUCUCUAACAACUGAAUCUCCCACAACCACCACAUCUCCAACAACUGAAUCUCCCACAACAACUGAACCUCCCACAACUACUACAUCUCCAACAACUGAACCUCCCACAACCACCACAUCUCUAACAACUGAACCUCCCACAACCACCACAUCUCCAACAACUGAAUCUCCCACAACCACCACAUCUCCAACAACUGAAUCUCCCACAACAACUACAUCACCGACCACAACUGAACCUCCCACAACUACUAUAUCUACAACAACUGAACCUCCUACAACAACUACAUCAACCAUUACCACUGAAUCUCCCACAACUACUACAUCUCCAACAACUGAACCUCCCACAACCACCACAUCUCUAACAACUGAAUCUCCCACAACCACCACCUCUCCAACAACUGAAUCUCCCACAACCACCACAUCUCCAACAACUGAAUCUCCCACAACAACUACAUCACCGACCACAACUGAACCUUCCACAACUACUACAUCUACAACAACUGAACCUCCUACAACAACUACAACCACCACAUCUCCAACAACUGAAUCUCCCACAACCACCACUUCUCCAACAACUGAACCUCCCACAACCACCACAUCUCUAACAACUGAACCUCCCACAACCACCACAUCUCCAACAACUGAAUCUCCCACAACCACCACCUCUCCAACAACUGAAUCUCCCACAACCACCACAUCUCCAACAACUGAAUCUCCCACAACAACUACAUCACCGACCACAACUGAACCUCCCACAACUACUGCAUCUCCAACAACUGGACCUCCUACAACAACUACAUCAACCAUUACCACUGAAUCUCCCACAACUACUACAUCUCCAACAACUGAACCUCCCACAACCACCAUAUCUCUAACAACUGAAUCUCCCACAACCACCACAUCUCCAACAACUGAAUCUCCCACAACCACCACAUCUCCAACAACUGAAUCUCCCACAACAACUACAUCACCGACCACAACUGAACCUCCCACAACUACUACAUCUACAACAACUGAACCUCCUACAACAACUACAUCAACCAUUAUCACUGAAUCUCCCACAACUACUACAUCUCCAACAACUGAACCUCCCACAACCACCACAUCUCUAACAACUGAAUCUCCCACAACUACCACAUCAACAACUGAAUCUCCCACAACAACUACAUCACCGACCACAACUGAACCUCCCACAACUACUACAUCUACAACAACUGAACCUCCAACAACAACUACAACAACCGUUACCACUGAAUCUCCCACAACCACCACAUCUCUAACAACUGAAUCUCCCACAACCACCACAUCUCCAACAACUGAAUCUCCCACAACAACUACAUCACCGACCACAACUGAACCUCCCACAACUACUACAUCUACAACAACUGCACCUCCUACAACAACUACAUCAACCAUUACCACUGAACCUCCCACAACCACCACAUCUCUAACAACUGAAUCUCCCACAACCACCAUAUCUCCAACAACUGAAUCUCCCACAACAACUGAACCUCCCACAACUACUACAUCUACAACAACUGAACCUCCAACAACAACUACAUCAACCAUUACCGCUGAAUCUCCCACAACUACUACAUCUCCAACAACUGAACCUCCCACAACCACCACAUCUCUAACAACUGAAUCGCCCACAACCACCACAUCUCCAACAACUGAACCUCCCACAACCACCACAUCUCCAACAACUGAAUCUCCCACAACCACCACAUCUCCAACAACUGAAUCUCCCACAACCACCACAUCUCCAACAACUGAAUCUCCCACAACAACUACAUCACCGACCACAACUGAACCUUCCACAACUACUAUAUCUACAACAACUGAACCUCCUACAACAACUACAUCAACCAUUACCACUGAAUCUCCCACAACUACUACAUCUCCAACAACUGAACCUCCCACAACCACCACAUCUCUAACAACUGAAUCUCCCACAACCACCACCUCUCCAACAACUGAAUCUCCCACAACCACCACAUCUCCAACAACUGAAUCUCCCACAACAACUACAUCACCGACCACAACUGAACCUCCCACAACUACUACAUCUACAACAACUGAACCUCCUACAACAACUACAUCAACCAUUACCACUGAAUCUCCCACAACUACUACAUCUCCAACAACUGAACCUCCCACAACCACCAUAUCUCUAACAACUGAAUCUCCCACAACCACCACAUCUCCAACAACUGAAUCUCCCACAACCACCACUUCUCCAACAACUGAACCUCCCACAACCACCACAUCUCUAACAACUGAAUCUCCCACAACCACCACAUCUCCAAUAACUGAAUCUCCCACAACAACUACAUCACCGACCACAACUGAACCUCCCACUACUAUUACAUCUACAACAACUGAACCUCCUACAACAACUACAUCAACUAUUACCACUGAACCUCCCACAACCACCACAUCUCUAACAACUGAAUCUCCCACAACCACCACAUCUCCAACAACUGAAUCUCCCACAACAACUACAUCACCGACCACAACUGAACCUCCCACAACUACUACAUCUACAACAACUGAACCUCCUACAACAACUACAUCAACCAUUACCACUGAAUCUCCCACAACUACUACAUCUCCAACAACUGAACCUCCUACAACAACUACAUCAACCAUUACCACUGAAUCUCCCACAACUACUACAUCUCCAACAACAACUACAUCACCAAUUACAACUGAACCUCCCACAACCACUAUAUCCCCAACAACUAUACCUCCCACAACAACUACAUCGCCGACUACAACUGAACCUCUUACAACUACUACAUCUCCAACAACUGAACCUCCCACAACUACUACAUCACCCACUACGACUGUACCUCCCACAACCAUCACAUCUCCAACAACUGAACCUCCCACAAUCACCACAUCUCUAACAACUGAAUCUCCCACAACAACUGCAUCACCGACCACAACUGAACCUCCCACAACUACUGCAUCUACAACAACUGAACCGCCUACAACAACUAAAUCAACCAUUACCACUGAAUCUCCCACAACUACUACAUCUACAACAACUGAACCUCCCACAACCACCACAUCUCUAACAACUGAAUCUCCCACAACCACCAAAUCUCCAACAACUGAAUCUCCCACAACAACUACAUCACUGACCACAACUGAACCUCCCACAACUACUACAUCUACAACAACUGAACCUCCUACAACAACUACAUCAACCAUUUCCACUGAAUCUCCCACAACUACUACAUCUCCAACAACUGAACCUCCCACAACAACUACAUCACCAAUUACAACUGAACCACCCACAACCACUAUAUCCCCAACAACUAUACCUCCCACAACAACUACAUCGCCGACUACAACUGAACCUCUUACAACUACUACAUCUACAACAACUGAACCUCCCACAACCACCACAUCUCUAACAACUGAAUCUCCCACAACCACCACAUCUCCAACAACUGAAUCUCCCACAACAACUACAUCACCCACUACCACUGUACCUCCCACAACCACUACAUCACCGACUACAACUGAACCUCCCACAACUACCACAUCUCCAACAACUGAACCUCCCACAACAACUACAUCACCAACUACAACUGAACCUCCCACAACUACCACAUCUCCAACAACUGAACCUCCCACAACAACUACAUCACCAACUACAACUGAACCUCCCACAACCACUACAUCACCGACUACAACAGAACCUCCCACAACCACUAUAUCUCCAACAACUGAACCUCCCACAACUACGACAUCACCAACUACAACUGAACUUCCCACAACCACUACAUCACAGACUACAACUGAACCUCCCACAACUACUACAUCUCCAACAACUGAACUUUCCUCGACAACUACAUCACUAGCUACAACUGAACCUCCCACAAUUUCUACAUCUCCAACAACUGAACUUUCCUCGACAACUACAUCACUAGCUACAACUGAAACUCCCACAACUACUACAUCUCCAACAACAACUACAUCAUCCAUUACCACUGAACCUCCUACAACUACUACAUCUCCAACAACUGAACCUCCCACAACUACGACAUCACCCACUACCACUGAACCUCCCAUAACCACUACAUCUCCAACAACUGAAUCUCUCAUAACUACUACAUCUCCAACAACCACUACAACUACUGCAGCCACCUCCACAGCUGAAACUAGAAUUGCUACAGAAACCACAUCACUUAUUAAUGUUGCUGCUCCUGAAAAAGUUGAACACCUCCUGACAGCAGAUUCAACUAAGGGGUUCACUACUAAUAGACAUCAGAAUCAACACUUGUUGAAAGCAAAGGACGAUCUUGUAGACAACUGGAGGUCCAUGAACACCAUUGCUUUCACAGGGCUUUUAGUGGUUGUCUAG